AUGGCAACGAACAAGAGCCCGUGGCAGUUCUGGAACAGCGCAGGCGCUUCUGGGCAUGGGCAGGUGGGAAGAGCAGGGCUAAGUUUGGCUGCUGUUAGUCGGAGGAGGGAGUGGACGCUGGAGGUUGGAGGAGGAGGAGGAGGAGGAGGAGGCAGCAGCAGCAGCUGGGCAAGCCCUCCUUCUCUUUCUCUCCAUUGCUUUGGCCAAACCUGGCCUGGCCCAGCCUUGCCUCUCUUUCCUGGAGCUGGAGGAGGAGCAGCUGCCCUUGCCAUGGCUGCUGCUACUGCCACUGCCACUGCUGGUGCUGCUGCUGAGGACUCCAGCUCUCUGCCUUGGUCCAUCAACAAGGAUGACUAUGAGCUGCAGGAGGUGAUUGGGAGCGGAGCCACAGCCGUUGUCCAAGCAGCCUAUUGUACGCCGAAGAAAGAGAAGGUGGCCAUUAAGCGGAUCAACCUCGAGAAGUGUCAGACCAGCAUGGAUGAGCUCCUGAAAGAAAUUCAAGCCAUGAGCCAGUGCCAUCAUCCAAACAUCGUUUCUUACUAUACCUCCUUUGUAGUGAAAGAUGAACUUUGGCUAGUGAUGAAGCUCCUCAGUGGAGGUUCUGUUCUGGAUGUUAUUAAACACAUUGUGGCCAAAGGGGAACAUAAGAACGGAGUCCUGGACGAACCUGUAAUAGCCACAAUCCUGAGGGAAGUGUUGGAAGGACUGGAAUACUUGCAUAAAAACGGGCAAAUCCACAGGGACGUGAAAGCUGGAAACAUUCUUUUUGGAGAAGAUGGCUCUGUUCAGAUUGCAGAUUUUGGUGUUAGUGCUUUUUUAGCCACUGGUGGAGACAUCACUCGAAACAAAGUGAGGAAAACCUUUGUGGGCACACCUUGUUGGAUGGCACCUGAAGUGAUGGAGCAGGUCAGAGGCUACGAUUUCAAAGCAGACAUCUGGAGUUUUGGGAUCACGGCAAUUGAGCUGGCGACAGGAGCGGCUCCUUACCACAAAUAUCCCCCCAUGAAGGUCUUAAUGUUAACGCUGCAAAAUGACCCACCUUCACUGGAGACAGGUGUACAAGACAAGGACAUGUUGAAAAAGUACGGAAAGUCAUUCAGGAAGAUGAUCUCAUCAUGCCUGCAAAAAGACCCCGAGAAAAGACCAACAGCGGCUGAACUUCUAAGACAUAAAUUUUUCCAGAAAGCAAAGAAUAAAGAAUUUUUACAAGAAAAAAUGCUGCAAAGAGCACCAACAAUCACGGAAAGAGCCAAAAAGGUCCGGAGAGUCCCUGGCUCCAGUGGUCGCCUUCAUAAGACGGAAGACGGAGGCUGGGAAUGGAGUGACGAUGAGUUAGAUGAAGAGAGCGAAGAAGGCAAAGCAGCCAUUUCACAGCUCAGGUCUCCCAGAGUGAAAGAAUCGUUACAGAAUUCAGAGCUCUUCCCGUCAGCUGAGCCUACAGGCCCAUUGCUCAACGUCCCGGCCCAGAUUCCCGCUCAACUACCUCAGCCUGCGGGCCAAGCUCCCGCACAACCGUCUCCAGCUGCCCCUCUUCCAGCUUCUCAGGCACCUCCGGCGGCUCCUCCGGCGGCACAGGCACCUCCUGCCCCUGCUGCAGCCCCAGCACAAGAGGAACCGAAAGUCCCCAUCAGCCUUGUUCUAAGGUUAAGGAAUUCAAAAAAAGAACUCAAUGAUAUUCGAUUUGAAUUCACGCCUGGAAGAGAUACGGCUGAUGGGGUCUCCCAGGAACUCAUCUCAGCAGGCCUUGUGGACGGCAGAGACUUAGUAAUAGUUGCCGCCAACUUACAAAAAAUUGUGGAAGAGCCCCAGACGAAUCGAUCUGUCACUUUCAAACUGGCUUCUGGCGUCGAAGGCUCCGACAUCCCCGAUGACAGCAAGCUCAUUGGGUUUGCACAGCUCAGCAUCAAUUAAAAAAAAAGACACUCCCCUUCGACGGUCCCCGUGGGUGCAACAAUCGAGCGCUUCUGUUGGCCUAAAAGCAAAACCACUACUGCCAAAGAACCAAACGACAGGCCCCUUUCUUAGAAGCUUUAACCUCAGUUGUUUUCCGGAUAGCAUCGCCACGUCUCCUGGUGCCACACACAUGCGCACACACACACACCCCUCGGCUUCUCAUCCCCUCGCAGGCAGUUCUCGCCUUUUCCUUCAUCAGAUGUGCAGACCCAUCCUGUCCUCACCUGCAUGGUUGUAGUUUGAUUAUUGCCUUAAUUAUUUAAGAAAAGCAAAGGAAGGGAGAGAGAUUGACAAAAAACUAAAAAGCAGAUGUACUACUGAGAGUCACAAAUGGGUUUCCACGACUCUUCACUGGGUUGGUUUCGUUCUUUUGACCGAAUCGUUUUUCUUUGACCAUAUAGAGCUGUCACAUAACCGCAAAGGUGUUGUUUUUUUUUUGUAAGAUGGACCCAUGUGGUCAAAGAAAAGAAGACCAGACAUAAGACUGAAUUAUUGCAAUUUCUUGCAAAGUCUGCAGAGAGUGAGUUUGAAAGCCUUUAAGGGGAUUAUUUGAAUUCCUUUAAGGUGCAGAUAGUUAGCCUUAAUUUCCCAUUGAAUGCAAAAAUAACUGAUGGAGGGUAUUUUCUGGUUUCUCAUAAUGCUCUAUUUGCAAUCUCUGUGAAAUUCCCCAGGUCCACAGCUCCAUCCUGUUGGAUAUCUGCUCUCUUAAAACUCUACUUGCUUCUGCUGUUGUGUUGUCACAAUAGUCUCAAAUGCAGUAACAGCUGUGGGACAAGCAGAGUUUUAUGGGAUGUCUGAAAUAGGUGCAUCCAUUUCUCUAACCUGGAAGGUUGCAAAUGGAACAUAGUAUAUUUCUUCCUCCAUGUCCCAUCUGCUUUUUACAACUCAUAGACACCAGUUUUCCCUCUAAAUUGGCAUUUCCUAUCUUGUCAAGUCAGCACCUCCAUUGUGAUCAUGGGGAUGCUAAUACAGGCAUGGGCAAAAUUUGGCCCUCCAGGUGUUUUGGACUUCCACAAUUCCUAACAGCCAAAAGGCUGAGUUGUUGUGAGUUUUCCAGGCUGUAUGGACAUGUUCCAGAAGUAUU
Messenger RNA from Anolis sagrei ordinatus, 3037 nucleotides. RefSeq names its product oxidative stress responsive kinase 1 (gene OXSR1). Gene Ontology annotation, cellular component: cytoplasm. Gene Ontology annotation, biological process: protein phosphorylation. Lineage: Eukaryota; Metazoa; Chordata; Lepidosauria; Squamata; Anolidae. Gene Ontology annotation, molecular function: ATP binding; protein serine/threonine kinase activity. The record is from RefSeq and is a predicted model, not a curated record.